This is a messenger RNA of Pisolithus orientalis, 1892 nucleotides long. RefSeq names its product iron hydrogenase. The transcript has 5 exons. The record is from RefSeq and is a predicted model, not a curated record. Gene Ontology annotation, biological process: iron-sulfur cluster assembly. Gene Ontology annotation, molecular function: 4 iron, 4 sulfur cluster binding. The coding region runs from base 76 to 1854 and encodes 592 amino acids. NCBI's taxonomy places the organism in Eukaryota, Fungi, Basidiomycota, Agaricomycetes, Boletales, Pisolithaceae. Gene Ontology annotation, cellular component: cytosolic [4Fe-4S] assembly targeting complex.
CAACUAUGAUAUGCACGCCCACGUCCGAAUCAACUUUUCCGUCCUGUCAUCGAACUUUGCGCGAACUCGACGUCCAUGACAUUCUCAGGUGCACUGACGUUGACUGAUCUCAAUGAUUUCAUCACACCCUCUCAAGCGUGUAUCAAGCCUGUCGAGGUGCUGAGCCCUCCGGAGGAUAAGAAACAGUCGGGUUCCGCUUUCACGGAGAUUAAGAUCGACUCUGCCGGGUCGUACUACGAAGUGUCUUCCUUGAAUCAGGAUGCCUCGUCACCCAAGGGUGCGGAGCGCAAACUUCAACAGGCACAAAUUAGUCUCAACGAUUGUCUUGCAUGCAGUGGUUGCAUUACUUCGGCCGAAUCCGUCCUGAUCACACUCCAGUCGCAUAUCGAGGUAUUGAAUGUGCUAAGUACCAACCCGCCUCCGUCGUCACCCGAUUACAGGUUCCCGGUGAUCUCUAUUGCCCCACAGAGCCUCGCCUCGCUCGCAGCUACCGUCUCCUCAACGUCUCGCUUCCCCGUAUCACUCUUGCAGAUCUUGCGACGCGUGCAAGUGUUUUGUACAGGAGUGUUGGGUUUCGAGCGAGUGUAUGAUACUAGCUUUGCUCGUCACAUUGCGUUGCUCGAGCAUACGCAAGAAUUCUGGGAGCGGAAACGCGACGAAGGCGAAGCAAGGUUGCCGAUGUUAGCAAGUGCGUGCCCAGGGUGGGUGUGUUAUGCUGAGAAGACCCAUGCGGAGAUGCUCCCAUUUAUCGCAAGAGGGAAGAGCCCACAACAGGUCAUGGGUACCCUUAUAAAGACGUGGUUGGGUGGCAUAUGGGGGAAACGACCUGAUCAGAUAUACCACGUUGCCGUGAUGCCAUGCUACGACAAAAAACUAGAAGCCUCACGGCAGGAUUUUUACGACGAGGUACACUCCACGCGGGACGUUGACUGUGUCAUCACCACUGGGGAGCUCGAACUUUUGAUGCGUGAGAAAGGUUGGGACCUCUCAGUUCCCGUCGAGAAUGAGACCACUCCACGGCAUCCCACUUUAUCCGGGUCAGACUCGUGGCAGGAACCUGUUUUGCCCGAGCUCAUCCAACAUCCCGGGACCAGCUCGGGCUCCUAUCUCCACACGCUGAUAUCUGCGAUAACUCGUAUGCUGCCAGAUCCUCUUGAGACUAGCGUAAGGGCGAUCCGGUCGUCUGAUUACGAGGAGUAUGUACUUCGGAACCAGCGAACGGGUGAAGUUGUUUUCAAGGGCGCAAAAUGCUACGGGUUUCGCAACCUACAGAAUGUGGUACGGAAAGUUGGAAAGGAGACUGGGGUGCAAAUUGGGAGGGGUGCCGCUGGUCGUAUUGCUGGGGCUGUGAGGGUGCGGACUCGGAAAAUAGGUGCAGGUGGGGAGACUGAAUUAAAGGGGUACGACUAUGUUGAGGUGAUGGCGUGUCCAGGUGGGUGUGUUGGUGGAGGUGGUCAGCUUCGACCCAUUGCGCAAGCGUCGCAGAGGCAGGUGGAUGAGGAAGGGUACCCUCGGAAUUGGGGGGACAGCGGUGUGCGGGUGGAGGACGGCGGACCCCAGGACACCAUUGCGGGACCGAAGUGGGGCAACAAGGAAUGGACAAAAGAGGUGGAGAAAGCAUAUUGGCACGAUCUACCCACGCCGCCGCCGUCGCCGACAUCAGACUUGCUGCCGGAGGUGGACCAACUCGCCAUUCGGGUUAAGGUGGAACUAUGUCGACCGCAAGACUCUGCCAGUCAGUUUGAUUGGUCAUCUCCGAUGGAUGCAGAGGCUGAGCGUCGUCGGCGAGAACUCCUUCGAACUCGGUAUCGAGCGGUCGAAAGUGAUAUAGUGGGUCUCACCGUGAAGUGGUAAGACCCUUGACGCAACAGAAUGAGCGGAUCAAGGCGAUG